AAAUCGGGGUGGCUGGCCAGUCACGCGGCCUCACACCCGGAUGUGCUUUCUGGGUCUGAGAACCAGCUCGGCCAGAGUGUGAGGGGUUCUGCACGAGGGGACGGACUGGGACACCGCGGAGGGCGUAGGCGUGUGUACACUAAGUCCCGCGACUCGCGUGCGUUGGCCGUGUCACGGUCGUUCCUUGGGUGCUGAGUGGGGGCCCAGAUCGUCGCGUUCGUGGGUAGAUAGCAUUGCCCCUGCAGCGCCCUGGAGCCCCUCGUGGUUUUUCACAGGGUGUAGAUCUUGAACACGCGCUUCGGGCAAGGGUAACAUGAAUCUUCUACCCAAAAGCUCCAAGGAGUUUGGCUCUGUUGACUACUGGGAGAAAUUCUUCCAGCAGCGGGGAAAGCAGGCUUUCGAGUGGUAUGGGACCUACCUGGAACUGUGCGGGGUGCUGCACAAGUACAUCAAGCCCAGGGAGAAGGUGCUGGUGAUUGGGUGUGGCAGCUCCGAGCUUAGCGGGCAGCUAUAUGAUGUGGGCUAUCAGGACAUGGUAAACAUCGACAUCAGCGAGGUGGUCAUCAAGCAGAUGAGGGAGCGCAAUGCCCGCCGCCGGCCCCAGAUGAGCUUCUUGAAGAUGGACAUGACACGGAUGGAGUUUCCGGAUGCCUCCUUCCAGGUGGUGUUGGACAAGGGCACCCUGGAUGCUGUCCUGACAGAUGAGGAGGAAAAGACCCUUCAGCUGGUGGACAGGAUGCUGGCUGAGAUUGGCCGCGUCCUGCAGGUGGGCGGUCGCUACCUCUGCAUCUCCCUGGCUCAGGCUCACGUCCUGAAGAAAGCAGUGGGUCAUUUCUCUCGGGAGGGGUGGAUGGUGAGGGUGCACCAAGUGGCCAGCAGCCAGGACCAGGCAUUGGAGUCAGAGCCUCGGUUCUCCCUGCCUGUCUUUGCCUUCGUCAUGACCAAGUUCAGGCCGGUCCCUGGCUCUGCCCUUCAGAUCUUUGAGCUGUGUGCUCAGGAGCAGGGCAAGCCUGUGCGGCUGGAAAGUGCCGAGCGGCUGGCAGAAGCUGUGCAGGAGCGGCAGCAGUAUGCAUGGCUGUGCGGCCAGCUUCGGUGCAAGGCCGGGCUGGGGAGUGUGUCUCUGGACUUGUGCAGUGGGGACACGGGGGAGCCACGCUACACCCUCCACGUGGUGGACAGCCCCGCUGUGAAACCAUCGCGGGACAAUCGUUUUGCCAUUUUCAUCAUUCCCCAGGGCCGGGAGACUGAGUGGCUCUUUGGCAUGGAGGAAGGCCGGAAGCAACUGGCAGCCAGUGCGGGCUUCAGGAGGCUGAUCACAGUGGCCCUUCAUCGAGGUCAGCAGUACGACAGCAUGGACAGUAUUCAGGCAGAGCUGUCGGCCAGAGUCAUGGAGCUGGCCCCGGCUGGGAUGCCUGCCCAGCAGCAGGUGCCCUUUCUGUCUGUGGGUGGGGACAUUGGAGUCCGGACUGUUCAGCACCAAGACUGCAGCCCCUUGAGUGGCGACUAUGUCAUCGAGGAUGUGCAAGGGGACGACAGGCGAUACUUUCGGCGGCUGAUCUUUCUCAGCAACAGAAAUGUGGUGCAGUCGGAAGCCAGGUUGCUGAAGGAUGUGCCUCACAGAGCCCAGAAGAAACGGAAAAAGGACAAGAAGAAGCAGUGGCCUGUUGAGACUUCUGAGGACCUCCCUCCAGCCCCAGAGCAGUCCAUUGAUAAGAGUUACCUAUGCUGUGAACACCAUAAAGCCAUGAUUGCCGGCCUUGCCCUGCUGAGAAACCCGGAGCUGCUUCUAGAGACCCCACUGGCAUUGUUGGUAGUGGGCUUGGGCGGGGGCAGCCUCCCUCUCUUCGUCCACGAUCAUUUCCCUAAGUCCUACGUUGAUGCUGUGGAGAUCGAUCCCUCCAUGUUGGAAGUGGCCACUCAGUGGUUUGGCUUCUCCCAGAGUGACCGGAUGAAAGUCCACAUUGCAGAUGGCCUGGACUAUAUUAGCAGCCUGGCAGGAGGAGAAGCACGGACUCACUACGACGUCAUAAUGUUCGACGCAGACAGUAAGGACCCAGCACUGGGAAUGAGCUGCCCCCCUCCAGGUUUUGUGGAUCGGCCUUUCCUGCAGAAGGUCAAAAGCAUCCUGACCCAAGAAGGUGUCUUUAUCCUGAACCUUGUGUGCCGAGACUUAGGGCUAAAGGACUCAGUGCUGGCUGGACUCAAGGCGGUGUUUCCUCUCCUGUAUGUCAGGCGAAUUGAAGGAGAAGUGAACGAGAUCCUGUUCUGUCAGCUGCAUCCUGAGCAGAAGCUUGCCACGCCAGAGCUCCUAGAAAUGGCCCGGGCCUUGGAGCAGACCCUGAGGAAGCCAGGGAGGGGCUGGGACGACACAUAUGUCCUGUCAGAUAUGCUCAAGACUGUGAAGAUUGUGUAAUCGUGAGGCCGUAGAGUCCUCUAAGCGCCCAGACUGGACUCCUGGCCUGCCAGAAGCAAGUCCUACAAUGCACAGUACUUUAAAAAGUUGUGGUUUUCCUUGGUUCAUACUCUACUACCCGCAGCCUCAAGCUGGGUGAGAUUACCCGAAGGUCUGGGAAACUAAAGUCCUUCCCAUUCUGUCCUCUUCCGUGUCAUUUGGGUCGGUCAUCUUUGUUUCCCACCCCACGUCCUUGCGGAUGGAGGCUUCCUUGCUGCAACUCUUAGCAGACACUGCAUGUCCUAAGAAACAGGUGCCAAACUUCUUAGGACUGAUUACAAUCAGAUUUGAUUGCAUCUCAUUUAUUGCUUUGUGUUUGCUUUAUGCCUUUCUGUUUCUGUAGGAAUCAUCUCAAGUGAGAUAGAGCCUUGUAUGCCAAAAGACUAAGCGGUCUCUGUAGAAGCAGACAGAUUUGCAAGAACAUCUACUCUUUGUCUCCCUGCAGAUGGAACUGUCACUAAAAUUGUCCCAGUUUUAGGAAUUUGCUAUCCUACUCAACAGCUUACCUUAAUUACCUAGACAUUACAGCCUGAGCCAUUUGUCCUGUUCUCAGUGAUGGGGAUUUGGAUAGCUUCUCCAUCACUGUAUGUCAGGGACCAGGCGGAUGGAAGUCUCUGUCAUUUCUUCAUUCACGUUUACUAAGUGACAGUUACAUGCCAGACUGUGUAAAGACCUGUAGUGGAAGUAAAGAAGCUUAAAAAUAGCAAAAAACGAAAACAAAACCCCAAACACCGUAUUAAUAAUAAAAGUUAACAUGUUCCAGACACUAUUCUCAGUGGUGUACAUAUAUCAUCUCAUUUAAUCUGAAAUAAAGGAUAGUUAAACCAAAACUCCAUUAACCCCAAACCUCACUUGAUCCAGAAGCAUCCGUCAUAUGUGUUCAUCGAGACCAUUAAACCAGUUGUUCCAAUA
Heterocephalus glaber (naked mole-rat) is the source of this 3364-nucleotide messenger RNA. RefSeq names its product methyltransferase 13, eEF1A N-terminus and K55 (gene Mettl13). The record is from RefSeq and is a predicted model, not a curated record. Lineage: Eukaryota; Metazoa; Chordata; Mammalia; Rodentia; Bathyergidae.